AGGGGAAGGGGCGGUGGGGCGGCUGGCGCCAUGGCCGCGUACUUGACGCACCAGCAGAAGGUGCUGCGGCUGUACAAGAAAUCCCUGCGGCACCUCGAGUCCUGGUGCAUCCACCGGGACCGGUUCGAUAAGAACAAGGAUGUGAAGGACAUGAUAAAAGCCACGGAGCUGCUAAGGGCCGGCGAGGAGGAGUUCUGGGCCAGCCAGCACCCGCAGCCCUACGUCUUCGCCGACUCCCCCGGGGGCGUUGCCUACGAGAGAUACGAAUUGUACAAGAUUCCUGAAUGGUGCUUGGAUUUCUGGCACCCUUCUGAGAAGGCAAUGUAUCCUGAUUACUUUGCCAAACGAGAGCAGUGGAAGAAGCUGCAGAGGGAAAGCUGGGAAAAAGAGAUUAAGCAGUUAAAAGAAGAAACUCCAGCUGAUGGUCCAAGAACUGAAGCUUUGCCUCCAGCUCGCAAGGAAGGGCAUCUGCCCCCCCUGUGGUGGCAUCACGUCACUCGACCUCGUGAACAGCCCAUGUGAGAGCACCGUGGUGUGAAUGGCAGAAGUCUGUGCUGCAGGCAGGUGCCACCUCAGUGACCACUUGCACCUCAAAGUAAUAUAGAACAAAGUCAAAUAAAGUAACAGAAAAGGUG
Messenger RNA from Cinclus cinclus, 635 nucleotides. It is a transcript of the gene NDUFB9, whose product is annotated as NADH:ubiquinone oxidoreductase subunit B9. The coding region runs from base 31 to 522 and encodes 163 amino acids. Gene Ontology annotation, biological process: mitochondrial electron transport, NADH to ubiquinone. Lineage: Eukaryota; Metazoa; Chordata; Aves; Passeriformes; Cinclidae. The record is from RefSeq and is a predicted model, not a curated record. The transcript is spliced from 4 exons.